Messenger RNA from Megalopta genalis, 1356 nucleotides. The record is from RefSeq and is a predicted model, not a curated record. Lineage: Eukaryota; Metazoa; Arthropoda; Insecta; Hymenoptera; Halictidae.
AUGGACACCCCGCACGAGGAAGCGCAGUUUGCCGAGCGCGAGUCGUUUGAAGAUAACUAUUACGCGAUCAUGUCCAAGGCUGAGACACUCCUUUCGAGAGCUCGCGGUAACACAGUCACCGCGACCAAUGCACAACAUAGCGCCACGCCUUCGCCUUCCGACACUUUCCUCGCGGUUCGUCUGCCUACCAUAAAAUUGCCCACGUUCAAAGGGGACUGUGAGCAAUGGCUCCGUUUUCGUGACACCUUCACUUCGCUGGUUCACGAUUCGGAUAAAUUAAAUGACAUCGAUCGUUUUAAUUAUUUAACGUCCGCCUUAUCGGGAGCCGCUGCUCGCGUCAUAGAAUCUUACAGCGUGUCGGCAAGUAACUAUAAAUUAGCUUGGGUGCGGUUAAGGGAAAAAUACGACAACCCCAGAUUGCUCGUGAACCAUCGCCUAAACUCUCUUCUAGAUUUAGAACAACUUAGAAAGCCGUGUAGUAAGGGGCUUAGUGAGUUUACUGACACCGCUAUCAACAACAUCCGCGCCCUCGAAUCACUUCUUACCCCCGAGCAAUCCCGUGACGCACUUAUUAGCAAGUACCUGGCGAAAAAGCUGGACCCGAUUUCCCUUGACGAGUGGGACAAGCGCUGUAUGCAUUCAAGCGAGUCGCCCACUCUCAAGGAAUUCGCAAAUUUCUUGGAGCAGAGGUCGCAAUAUCUCGAGCGUAGGGAGUCGAACCAAUCGGUCAUGGGCAAUGUAGGUUCUGACCGCCCAAAAACCACCCCACGGCGGCAAGGGGGUUUUAAGCCUUUCGUCCCCGCGACCCACGUCGCGAAUCAGACAGAAAAAUGUGGGUUAUGUGACGGGACCCACGUGAUCAGCCACUGUCCCAGAUUCUUGGCUAUGUCCGUCGCAAAAAGGCACGGAACUGUAAAGGGUUCGCACCUACGUUUUAACUGCUUGGCGCCGAAUCAUAGCGCAAGGACUUGUACCUGUUCGAAAUGCCGAAAGUGCGGUAACAACCACAAAGAAACAGCUUCUGCAGCUCAGGAGAGUUUACCCCAGGAGGAAAUUCCCGAGUCAUCCACCGCCCAUGUCUCGCAGUCACACGCCGCCAACGUGUUGACUGAAUGCACUGUCCUGUCUACGGCGUUGGUUCUAAUAGCCGACAGCAAGGGGAAGUACCACGAGUGUAGGGCUCUGUUAGACGUAGAUUCUCAGGCCAAUUUCAUGACCAUCGCGUUUUGCGAGCGCAUCGGAUUGCCUCGUCGAGCCAUCGAUACAACGGUCGGUAGCUUAGGACUGACGAAGAAUCCGAUCCGAUCUUCUGCUCAGGUAGCAAUGAAAUCGCGGGUAGGGAAUUUUAACACUUAG